GGGGGAGAGCCCGGCGGACGGGGCGGGCGCGCGCACGCACGGGGCAAGGCGCGGCCCCGCGGCAGUGCGUGCGCGCUCCCUUUCCCCCCCCGCCUUCCCCACUCUCUCUCCCUCCCUCUCUCUCCUCUCUUCUCCGCCGCGCUCGCUCGUUUCUUCCCCCCCUUUGUGAGGCGCUCGGAGUGGCCCGGACAUCGCUGACUCGCCAUGGCCGACGAGAAGCCCAAGGAAGGAGUGAAGACUGAAAACAAUGACCACAUUAAUCUCAAGGUGGCAGGGCAAGAUGGGUCUGUGGUGCAGUUUAAGAUUAAGAGGCAUACACCACUUAGUAAACUAAUGAAAGCCUAUUGUGAACGACAGGGGUUGUCAAUGAGGCAAAUCAGAUUCCGGUUCGAUGGGCAGCCAAUUAAUGAAACAGACACACCUGCACAGUUGGAAAUGGAGGAUGAAGAUACAAUUGAUGUGUUCCAGCAGCAGACAGGAGGAGUGUACUAAAAACAAACAAACACACAAAAAAGGAACCUGCUACUUUCCGCUCCAGAACUGUGCUCCCACAGGCAACACAUUCACAAUUAGAAAAAUGAGACUUGGUUCAGCCACAUCCUGACUACUGCAGUAUAGUUUUCUCUCUUCUCUCUCUGAUUUUUUUCCUAUUCCUUCUAUUGUACAUAAAGUAACUGGUGUAUGUGCACAGACAUAAUGCAUAUUUUUUUUAACUAAAUGGCCAAUGGUAUGUUUUGAUCAACAUUUAAUGGAGAUGGGGUGGGAAAACAAACUGGUUCUGUGAAAAUGCCCCUUUCUCCGUUAGUGGCAUGCUCCUUCUACUUUUAUCUUUAUAUUCCAGUAAGUUAUUUUGCUCUCACUGUUUAAAAACAAAAACCUUGCAUACCUUGUUUGAUUGGAUAAUUUCAAUGUUUUUCUUUUAUCAUUGUAAAACCAAGGACAAUUUUAUAACUUUUUUGUACGUAGCUGUUACAUGUAGAGCAAUCUCUGUUUAAGUAGGGUAAAAUUACUCUUAAAAAAAGAAAAAAAAAAAUCCUAGAUAGUUUUCCCUUCAAGUAAAGCGUCUUGUUGUUUAAAUAAACUUCUUGUUUAAAAUAA
Calypte anna (Anna's hummingbird) is the source of this 1098-nucleotide messenger RNA. RefSeq names its product small ubiquitin like modifier 2 (gene SUMO2). NCBI's taxonomy places the organism in Eukaryota, Metazoa, Chordata, Aves, Apodiformes, Trochilidae. Gene Ontology annotation, biological process: protein sumoylation. Gene Ontology annotation, cellular component: nucleus. Gene Ontology annotation, molecular function: ubiquitin-like protein ligase binding; protein tag activity. The transcript is spliced from 4 exons. Bases 205 to 492 code for a protein of 95 amino acids. The record is from RefSeq and is a predicted model, not a curated record.